AAUAUUAUAAAAAAGAGAUUGUUAAACAAGUUAAAGUAUUUAAAAAAGGAUUAGAAAAAAUUGAAGAUGAAAAAAAUAUUUUAGAUAAUAAAGAUACAAAUGAUGAUGAUGAUAAUAAUUUAGAUGAAGAAGAAAAUAAUAAUAAAAUAAAAGAAGAUAUAGAUAAUAAACUUCAAAUAGCUUUUAAUACUAUUAAUCAAUAG
Messenger RNA from Racocetra persica, 203 nucleotides. The record is from the annotation of a GenBank genome assembly. Lineage: Eukaryota; Fungi; Glomeromycota; Glomeromycetes; Diversisporales; Gigasporaceae.